CCUUGGACUGCAACGUCCAUGAACGACGCACUCUACAACUUACCGAACGAUGUGCUGAUUUACAUUAUCGCAUUUCUCUCCGUUCCUGACAUCCUUCUCCUCCGCCAAACAUGUAAACGGUUCAAUACGCUCACAAGAUUACACAUCGUCUGGACAAACGCAUUCAAACUCGAUAUCCUCUCCAAUGGCUACCCCGCUCCCAUCGAUGAUACAGACCUUGAGCAACGCACGCUUCACUCGUACCGACUCACGUCUCGAUGGCUUGCAAACUCUCCUCUGAUGCCAGCGAGCGAGACGAGUUUCACCGGGUCCCCCGUAUCCGAAAUCAAAUUCAUACCAGGCCGACAACACAAGUGGCUGCUGACUGUAUCGAAAGGGACCCGGUCGGUGCUAGCGAUCUGGGAUAUCGUGCGCAGGCACAAGUGCUCGGAGUGGUCGCCGAGAGGCGUGCCGUUUACUGGGGUGAGGCUGAACACAGAUACAGAGUCUGAGGCGAGUAUCGCUGUGGCGUUGGAUGGGUCACAGAGGAUUGCGCUCUUGCACCUGGAUGACGAUGGAACGCUGCGUGAAAUUCACUCUUUCGAUAUCGACCUUCACCUUGUCACCCUCACUGGUGAUAUCAUGGCCCUCAGCGAUGACUUGUCCAAGACAUUGAUUUAUAAUUGGAGGACGGAUGAGCGAGCCUACCUCGAUGAAGGAGACAUGCAGCAUGGCCACUGCAUCCAAGUCAUCUUCACCGCGCUAACCAUUCUUGUCAUCCGUGCACGCUCCAUCAACCUGUACACUACCCUGCCCUUCCUCCACGGACAAACACACUCUCCCGUUGCGUCCCACUCCUUCAGAUGCGUCGACGGUGCCAGUGCAACACCCACAUCGGUCCUCAUCCGCUCCGAGAUUGAUAACUCCUGGAUAUCAGGGCUUGACUUGUUCAAACUCUAUUCCAUCUCUUCCUUCCCACCAACCUUCACCAGCGAAAUAACCUCCCAAUGCGGCUCUCUUCAAUGCACAGACGUCAUACUCGGGAAAUGUGAGACUGCUGUAUGGAUACGCCCCUAUCGUGUGAUGACCUUCCCGGAUCAAGAACACCGCGAGACGCUCAUGGCUGCCGUAUUCCCCGGCCCGCUUAAUCCCACUGCUAAACCUCGUGUCCGCGAGGUGUGCCCGAACCCGUUGAAUAAUUGGACCGCGUUGGAUUAUGAUGAAGAACUCGGGAGGAUCGCCCUUGGGUCGGGGUUUGGGAAGAUUACGGUUGUCCAGUUGUAGGCAUAAUCCAUGUCUUUCGUGACGUACUGGGUGUGUGACGUCCAAAACUAGGGUUCGAAUCCCUUUGGAAGGGUUAAAUUUUGUUGUAAUCUUUUUCUUCUUUGCGCAUGAGCCUGAGCUUGAUUCCGCGUACGCAUCAUGCCUCGUGCAAGUGACCGUAUUUUCAUUACUAGGCUAUCUGAGGACCCAUGAUUAUCC
This is a messenger RNA of Desarmillaria tabescens, 1461 nucleotides long. RefSeq lists its product as uncharacterized. Lineage: Eukaryota; Fungi; Basidiomycota; Agaricomycetes; Agaricales; Physalacriaceae. The transcript is spliced from 4 exons. The record is from RefSeq and is a predicted model, not a curated record. Bases 19 to 1263 code for a protein of 414 amino acids. Gene Ontology annotation, molecular function: protein binding.